AGAAAUCGUUCCUCCUCUUGCACACACGUCUCAAUACAGAGUUUUCGCUCAUAUCGCAAUGAACGUUGUUGUAGGUUUGGUCGCUUGAGCGAAACAAAAAGCAGACCAACAAGAAGAAGAGAAAGAAAAAAAGAAGAAAUAUACGAACUCCAGGAGGAGAUCUGUGAUCUGUUGUUGAUGUUUGAACAUAGUUUAAUUCUGUCAAUGUGAUUCAUGCCAGUGCGUGCGUUUGUUGCUCAUAGAAGUGUAGGAAUUAUAGCAUAAUCUAGAAGUGUAUUAAAAACAAUGUUGUAUGCAUAAAAGUGAAACACAUACAUACUUAUAUAUAUACAUACAUAUAUAUAUAUAUGUUCAUUGGUUUCAAUGAUCUCAUCACCAUUACAGUCUAUCAGAUUAUUUGCAAUUACCAUAUCUAUAUCUAAUGCAAACAAAUAGAACCCAGUUCUGCUGAGCACUGAGAGAAAAUUUACACAGAACCAGACUUUGGGUUUUCCUCAUCGAGAAAACUUGAAUGAAUAAUGAAGAAGCAAUUCUUUCGAGUCAAGCAGCUAGCUGAUCAAGCCUUCCUUGGGGCUGACAAAAGCGAAGGUUUGAAUCACGAUGAAUUGAAGAAGGCCGACAUUAAAGUAGAAUAUAUAACUAGAGCUUUAACCGAGAUUAGUAAAAAGUUGAAAAAGAAAAAGAAUUAUGAGCAUUCACUUGGCAAUUACACGAAUGAAUUAUUACAAGAUGAGACUGAAAAGUCGCUGCUGCUGUAUGUCCUCAAGGAGUUUGGCAAUAUUGAAUUGUGCAUAUCCGAAGAUCAAGCAAUAUGCGAAGGGAAUGUAGAAAAUCAUGUGAUGGCGCCGGUGAAUACGAUCUUGGAGAAGGAUCUGCCCAACAUCAUGAAACUGAAGAAGAGUUUGAGUAAAUAUAUUUUGGACAAAGAUUCGGCGACGAAUAGGUGGCAAAGCGCAACUAAAAAUGGACAAAAGGAAAAUUUGAAAGAAGACAUGGAGGAAGCCGACAUCAAGGUAGAUCAGAGCAGGGAUAUAUUGGCAGUGGAAAUGUUUAGCCUUUUACGCAGAGAAAAUGAGAUUAGUUCAUACCUUUUACAAAUUCUAAAGAUGCAACGGUCGUAUCAUGAGAGUGCCUUAAAGACGUUAGCGGAUAUCAUACCAAAAUUGGAGAAACAUAUCGAUGAUAGUGAAGUAAAGCCAAUAUUUGGAUGUGACCUGAGGGAGCAUUUGAAGGUGAGCAAAAGAAAAUUAGCGUAUCCGUUGGAGCUGUGCGUCGUAUCGUUGAUGGAAUUAGGCAUGUCGGAGGAAGGUUUAUUUAGAAUAGUUGGAGGUGCAUCUAGGGUGAAGAGGUUAAAAUCGUCGAUCGAUUCCGGAUGCUUCUGUUUACCGUUGAUUCAGGAGUACAGAGACGUUCAUGUAUUAGCCAGUACACUGAAAUCCUAUUUGAGGGAACUGCCGGAGCCGCUUCUAACUUAUGCAUUAUAUGAAGAUUGGAUAGAGCUAAUGAAACUCCCGGACGACCAGAGGAUUCCCAAAGCGCAGGAUAUUUUGAAACUGAUGCCUCCACAGAAUAGAGAAAAUUUGGCAUUUCUUAUGCAUUUUCUUAACAAGUUGUCCAAACACCACGAGAACAAAAUGAGUUUGUCGAACCUCGCCAUAGUAAUUUCGCCGAAUCUUCUGUGGGCCAAAAACGAUGAAAUGAAAACGAAUAUGAAAGUAUGCGCUGCGCUCAACAUGAUUGUAGAAUUGUUUUUGAUCAAUGUCGAGUUGCUGUUCCCUGACGACAUGAUGAAAUUCACGACAAUCCGGAAAGGUGAUAUCUUGGAUGGGGACACUUUCCAUCGGCCCGAGGUGAUUGGAAUCAGGAACAUCGAUCACCUAGAUGGCAGCUUUCAUUCUGAGACCGCAAGUCCGAGGCCUAUCAUGAGGAAGAAAGUUAAACAAGCGCCCGCGCCGCCUAACCAGAGGAAUGAUGACUGCGACAGCACAGAUAGCACAUCGUCUUAUCCUUCCGGCAGCUCCACGCUAAACCGAUCUCAUAAAAUUAGGUCAUCGGAUAAAUCUUGGCGGUCCUCGAAAGCGGAAAGUGAAGACGAAGAGAAAAUUCGAAGGUCAAGUUUAAUAAUAGAUGAUAACAGUAAAGUGCACAUACAAAAAAUCGAUGCAAUGAAUCCGCCUCUAGUCAAUAUAGAUAGUGCCAAAGUGGUAGACCACAAAUACGUACAAGCGGCAACAAACGUGCAAUUAACCAAGUCCAAGCCCGUACAGUCAAUUUCAGCACAAGAUAGCCCUGUGGAAAUUGUCAAACCUGUCGCAGCGCCCAGAACGUCAAUACUCGCCGAGCCGGACAAAGUGAAUCAGAACGAUGCAAUGUCGAAGUCCACAACCGCAAUAGAAAUCGAAGGUGAGACUGUCUCGAUGAGGAGGCUCUCCAGGGACGAAUUAGAGAGACCCGGAAAGCCGGCAAUACCAAUGAGACCUGCAUCAUUACGCCAACCACUUCCUAGAACACAAGACAUCGAUCCGUCGAUACAAAAGACGCAAUGCUCCGUGUACAACAUACCACACAAACAGCAACCUAGCAUUGUGAACAUACGGGACAAGAACUCGGGACACGACAAUCAGUUUGCGGAGAAGCAGAAGUUCUUAAAUCAGCAGCCCGCGCCUCGCCCAUCCCUUGAGAACAAAUUUAAUGACAUUAAUUUCAACUGCGAUAAGAAGAAACCGGAUAUUCCUACGAGGCCUCCAAUCAUGAAGUCCAAUGAAAAACUCAACGUCGAUCAAAACAGUGAGAGGAUCAAUGGUAAUCCCAAAACUAGUCACAUACGAACAAGGUCCGAUGGAAACAUUGUAGAUUUAAAUUCAGAGUCAAUAACGGCGACAACCCUGCAGCCGCCCGCUUCCCCUAGAAGUUUAAACAAACCUUCACAGCCUCCCCCACCGCCGCCAGUAGUUAAACCAAAAGUCGAAACGGAGAAUUUAGACAAUUAAUACGUAUAUGAAUUUAUUGUUGUUGGUGCUCUGCAAUUUUGCAUUUCUAUUAAUUUUCGUUAUCCUGACAGCACACUGAAAUCUGGGUGAUAAAAAUCGUAUUAUACAAACACACAUAUAUAAAUAGAAAGAGAGAGAGAGAGAAAAAUUAAAAAAGCGCAAAGGAAUUCUUAGAAGGGUGUUUAAGUAUGUAAAAGAGACACGCGAGAUGCGCUUAUGAUAUUUACAUAUUCAUACUGCAUUUUUUUAUUCUUAUUUUUAAUAGAACUGAAUUCGCUAAGUUUAUUUUUAAUCACAUGUCGCUUUUAAAUCGUGUAAAUAAGUAUUAUUUAUAUUUUAAUUAAAGAAAAUUCUAUAUUGGUACAG
Molecule: messenger RNA, 3356 nt
Organism: Nicrophorus vespilloides
Lineage: Eukaryota; Metazoa; Arthropoda; Insecta; Coleoptera; Silphidae
Product: rho GTPase-activating protein 17-like
Exons: 6
Coding region: 519-2990 (823 amino acids)
Biological process (GO): regulation of Rac protein signal transduction; regulation of actin cytoskeleton organization; signal transduction
Cellular component (GO): intracellular anatomical structure; cytoplasm
Molecular function (GO): GTPase activator activity; protein binding
Source: RefSeq, a predicted model, not a curated record